Molecule: messenger RNA, 8021 nt
Organism: Lottia gigantea (owl limpet)
Lineage: Eukaryota; Metazoa; Mollusca; Gastropoda; Lottiidae
Exons: 5
Coding region: 1-6867 (2288 amino acids)
Biological process (GO): nuclear-transcribed mRNA catabolic process, deadenylation-dependent decay
Cellular component (GO): CCR4-NOT core complex; P-body
Molecular function (GO): molecular adaptor activity
Source: RefSeq, a predicted model, not a curated record
AUGAAUCUAGAUUCCUUAUCAUGUGCUUUAGCCGAAAUCAGUUACUCUGUGGCCAAUCUAACAAAGAAAAAUUUCAAGGCGGUAGUGACUGAAAUCAACCAUCUUGUAAGUCAACACGGAGCGGAGGCCGAUAGACAUUUAUUUCGCUGCCUUUUUUCUCACAUCGAAUUCGGCGGAGACGGAAAAGGCAGUAAAGACUUUCAUCAGACUCAAUUUUUAAUUCAAGAGUGUGUAAAUCUGCUUUGUAAACCAGAUUUUGUAUCCAUAUUGUGUAACGCAAUAGACAAUCCCUUUCAACAUCAGAAAAGUUUGAAGCCAAACAGCCAGCUUUUUUCUAAUAUUAGUAAAGUUUUGAAGUUAAGCCGAGUACAAGAAGUAGCGUUUGGGUUAGCCUUAUUAAACUCGACCAAUCCAGGCAUCAGUACCCAGGCUGCUCAGUUUGUGAAACAGAAAGUACCAGAUUUAUUACAUUCGUAUGUAGACGCUGAUUCAUCAGGUAGACAAGAAGGCGGUUUACAGGAUACUGCUGUUGAAACCCUCCAUUUUCUUCUCACCCAUUUACUUCAUGGAAAAGGACAAUUUGGUGUCGGUGUAGAACAAAAAGAAGCUCUCCUUAAAGCCUUAAGAAGAGAUUUUCCACGUGAUCGAGUACCAGCUAUAUUAAAUCUUAUUUUAUACCCAGAAAUAGAAGAUAUCCCCACAAAUAAACUAUUUGACACUACCAUUUUACCCAGUUCAAUAAUGGUAGCCUCAUUAGAGUACCUAAUACAAGAAUCGGGCGUAGGAUGUACAGCAACGGUAGAAGAAUGUCGCAGCAAAUUGAUGCAAUAUGGAGUGAAGAAAAUCACCCCUGGUUCUGUGGCCAGGGUGUUAGGAAUGAUGGCCCAAUAUCCCAAUGGUGUGAAUGAAAGGGGGGAGGUGCCACCCCAAACAGUUACUGGAUGGAACGAUACACCAGGGGAGACCAUUUGGAAUGAAGAAAUCUUUGUCAUGGUCGUCAAAGACCUCGCACCACAUCUAAACUGGAAAGAUGUUGUGGCCAACUUGGAUUAUCCAGAAUUUAUGGUGUCCAACAGCAAAGGUUUACGUCUGUUAGUACAAGCCUUAUUUAGAGGACUGCAAGCCAUUUUUCCUGUAGAAUACAUUUACAAAUCAUGGAACAAUGUGGGAGGUCAACUUUCUUUCAUCAAUCAAGCCCUCAGGUCUCCAGAUAUUUUCAGCUUUGCCGAUUAUCCUGGGGAUACAGUCGUCAUAGACAUCUUGAAAACUACACCAAAUGAGGAUGAUCGUGACGUCAAGACCUGGAAGUCCCUGGAUUUAGUGGAGACGUUGCUGAGAUUGUCAGAAGUCGGCCAUUACCAACAAAUUCAUGACUUGAUGAAAGUACCAAUUCAGAAAUGUCCAGAUAUAUUAGUGCUAGCAUUAUUACAAACCAAACCAUCAUGGAAUAUUCUUAAGCAAGAAUUGAUUGCCAAAUUGAUGCCAAUUUUCCUUGGAAGCCAUACCAAUUCUGCAGUGGUUCUUCAUUAUGCCUGGCAUCAUCAAGGUCAUUCCAAUAACAUCAGAACUCUAAUAAUGCAUUCGAUGGCUGAAUGGUAUAUGAGAGGAGACCAGCAUGAUCAAAUGAGAUUAUCCAGAAUUUUAGACGUAGCUCAAGACUUAAAGGCCUUGUCAAUGUUAUUAAAUGCCACCCCAUUUGCAUUUGUCAUUGAUUUGGCCUGUUUGGCUUCGAGAAGAGGAUACCUGAAGUUAGACAAAUGGCUCUCAGACAAAAUAAGCGAACACAAGGAACCCUUUGUUCAAGCCUGUGUGAGUUUUCUGAAGAGAAGAUACCCCCAACUGGUAGGGGGACCGAUAAAAGAAGACCUGGCACAGAUGAAAAGCCAGCAGCUUUUGCCAGAGACAGUAGCCACCAUGUUGACUCAUCUUAAAACGUGGUCUGUUCAUGUUUCUCAAGAAUUAGCAGACGCCAUCACAACAAUGUACAACAAUGCCAGUUCCUUAUUCAAAGCCAGACAGGGACAACAACCCCCAGGACCAAAUACAACCCAGUUUCCCUCAACCAACCCAUUAGACGUCCUGUCAGGAAUUGGUGGAAUCUUGGCCCACAACCCAACAUCAUCACAGACUUCUGCAGCAUCUGCAUUCCCACAAUUGCCUGGCAUGAACACAGCAGCACCAGGCUCUCCAUCUAAGACUUUCCCAGGUGUCACCUCAACCAACCCGACAGCAGUCAACCCCAUACAGUCAUUACCAUCCCAGUUCCAGACACUCAACACCGGGGGCGGUCCUCCAGGAGACAUGUCUGGCAUCUUCCCUGAGAUGAAUCUCAAUCAACAGUUCAGUAAGGAUGUUGAAGACAAAGCCAACACAUACUUUCAACAGAUAUACAACAUGCCUCCGCAUCUGACCAUGACCAUUGAUGAUGUAUUGGAAAUGCUGAAAAGGUUCAAAGACUCUCAGAAUAAAAUGGAGAGGGAUGUAUUUGCCUGUAUGCUGAGAAACCUAUUUGAGGAGUACAGAUUUUUCCCUCAAUACCCAGAACGAGAACUCCACAUUACUGCCCUACUCUUUGGAGGAAUUAUUGAGCAAGGAAUUGUCACUUAUUGGACUCUUGGAAUUGCUCUAAGAUACAUCCUGGAAGCUUUACGUAAGCCUCAUGGCAGCAAGAUGUACUAUUUUGGUAUAGCAGCGUUGGACAAAUUCAAAUCCAGAUUAAAAGAUUACCCUCAAUAUUGCCAGCACUUAGCCUGUAUCCCUCACUUCUCUAGAUCCCCACAACAUUUGAUUGAAUACGUGGAGUAUGGUGCUAGAUCUAAGGAACCACCCCACAUGCCACAAGCACCCUGUUCACUGUCUCAGUCAAUGGCAGGGCUGACAAUACCUGCUCCCAAAUUAACACCAGCUGUUUCUGCACCAACACCAUCAACGCCAACAUCGUCUGGAGAAAUUUCCAAAGCAGCUACUUUCCAGAAGCCGUCAAUAGCUACUGCUACCAAUAUUGACACUCUGUUAGCUGGACAGCAGAAGGAUGAAGUUGCUGUUCCUCCUGAAGCACUUCAAGACAAAGUUUUCUUCAUCUUUAACAAUCUGUCUCAGUCCAACAUGGGUCAGAAGGGAGAAGAACUCAAGGAGCAAAUAGGAACAGAGUACAUCCCCUGGUGCUCACAGUACCUGGUCAUGAAAAGAGCCAGCAUUGAACCAAACUUCCACACCCUUUACUCUGGUUUUGUGGAUGUUUUAAAUAUCCCGGAGUUAACAGAUCUCAUCACUAGAGAAACCUUCAGGAACAUCAAAGUCUUGCUGAGAAGUGACAAAGGAGUGGCUAACUUCUCUGACAGAACUCUUCUGAAGAAUCUGGGACAUUGGCUUGGAAUGCUGACCUUGGCUAAAAAUAAACCUAUUUUACAAACAGAAAUAGAUCUCAAAUCAUUGAUAUAUGAAGCUUACCAAAAAGGAGCCCAGGAACUUCUAUAUGUUGUACCUUUCUCUGCUAAAGUCUUAGAAUCCUGUGCUAGGAGUAAGGUAUUUAAGGCACCAAAUCCAUGGACAUUAGGAAUCAUGAAUGUCUUGGCAGAAUUGCACAUGGAACCUGAUUUGAAAUUGAAUUUGAAGUUCGAAAUUGAAGUCCUCUGCAAGACACUGAGCAUUGACAUCAAUGAUCUAAAACCAACCAACUACUUGAAGGAUCCAAUGAGAAUUGCCACCAUAGAGCCUCAACUAUCUGCUCCAAGAAUUCAAGAUCCUGUAACAACACCAACACCACAGCCUUUCGGUGCAACAACCCCUAGUCUACCACCUCAACCACAGUACAGCUUCAGCGAAAUCAACACCCAUUCAUUGUCUGGUCUAGCUCAACACAUCAUCAUCAAUGAUCAGAUUGCUCUGUUUUACACCAACCCCAAUUUGAAGCAGUAUGUCAGACCAGCAUUAGAAAAAGCAGUCCAAGAGUUGCUGCCACCAGUGGUUGAAAGAUCUAUCAAGGUAGCUUUAACAACUUGCGAACAGACUGUCAAGAAAGACUUUGCCCUUGAUCCAGAUGAAGGAAGAAUGAGAUCAGCAGCUCACUCCAUGGUUAGAAAUAUAACAGCUGGUUUGGCUCUCAUAACUUGUCGAGAACCACUCUUCAUCAGCAUCAGCAACAACCUGAAGACAGCCUUCCUUUCAACUCUGAGAGAUGUAGCUAUCAAUGUCAUAGAAGAUGCUGUGCAAACAUUAGCACAAGACAACACCGAAUUAGCUUGUGCUUUUAUCCAGAAGACCGCAGUGGAUAGGGCUAUACCUGAAAUGGACAAAAGAUUAGCAACAGAAUAUGAUUUGAGAAAGCAUGCUAGAAGUGAAGGAAGAAGAUAUUGUGAUCCUGUGGUUUUAACAUAUCAAGCAGAAAGAAUGCCAGAACAGAUCAGAUUAAGAGUUGGUGGAGUGACGCCUCAACAAAUUGCAGUUUAUGAAGAAUUUGCUCGUAACAUCCCUGGCUUCUUGCCAUUGACAGAAAACACCAAUUUACCACCUGGCAUAACCAAACCAGUUCCAUCAUUUGCCCAGGAUGAUGUUAUGAUGAUUUAUGAAAAGAUUAUUAGAGAAAUCGAAACUCAUUUACAGUGCAUGAUGAAUAUGUCAACUGCCAACCCAAUGAUGGCACAACUCAACAGUUUAAUGGACUCCAUCAUGUUGGCCCGUCAAAACAGAGAAGUGAUCUCUGCUGCUGCAUUGGUGAAGAAAGCAGUGGAAGGACUUUUGGACCAGUAUACCAUGUCAAGUGCCACAGAUCAAGAGCUCUUCUUCAGAUAUAGAGAAUGUCAUCUCUUAGUUCUUCGAGGUCUUCAAGAUCCAAGAGCAUAUGGUCCACAAUGGGCUAUUAAGGAAGUCACCAACUGUCUCCUCCACUGCAGACCUGAACACAGAUACAACAUUGAUGCUGUGGAUCUACUGAUCAGAAGUCAGCUGGUCAACUUGCAAGAAUAUGACAACUCUUUGGCAGUUCUCCUGACUGGAGUCAGCAAUACACCAGUACAGUUUGCUAUGCAGAUUAUCCAAAGAUACGUUCUGGAUGAAAAGAGUCCAGUUCCUGAUGCAGAAUUCCCAAAUACUAUUGCAGCUUUGAGCCAUAAGGUUUCCAGAUCUGCUCGCCCACAAGAGGGACUGACAAAUCUCCUUGAGAUGAUUCGACAAAAGAGUCAACAGAAUACUGACAAUUUGGGAUUAGACAGAAAUUCGACUUCAGCUUACUCAUCCAUGCUGCAGUCUGGCAUCAAUCAAGCUAAAGAAUUUGAUGAUCCACCAGGCCUCCAUGAGAAGACAGAGAACCUGCUGAUAGAGUGGGUCAACAUGUACCACUCCCCACAAGCUGGACGUGAUCGCACCAAAGCCUUCUUCUCCUUCGUCCAAUACAUGCAUCAACAAGGCAUCUUAAAGACUGAUGAUUUGAUCUCAAGAUUCUUCAGGCUCUGUACAGAGAUGUGUGUAGAUCUCUGCUACAGAGCUUUGGUGGAACAGAACCAAAGUCCAACACUGAUUAGAGCCAAGUGUUUCCACACUCUAGAUGCUUUUGUACGUUUGAUUGCUCUACUGGUCAAGCACUCUGGUGAUUCUGGUAAUACUGUAACCAAGAUCAACUUAUUGAAUAAAAUCCUGGGCAUCAUUACUGGGGUUUUAAUGCAAGAUCAUGAAGUUCGAGGAACUGAAUUCCAACAACUACCAUAUCAUAGACUCUUCAUCAUGCUCUUUAUAGAACUCAAUGCUCCAGAACCAAUCUUAGAGAGCAUCAAUAUGCAGGUGCUGAUUGCUUUCUGCUCAGUCUUCAUGUUUCUACGUCCUGCUAAAGCUCCAGGAUUUGCUUAUGCCUGGUUGGAGCUGUUGUCUCACAGAGUGUUCAUUGGACGCCUCCUGGCUUUGACUCCACAGCAAAGAGGAUGGGGAAUGUAUGCACAGUUGCUGAUUAAUCUCUUCAGAUUUUUGUCACCUUUCUUAAGAAAUGCAGAGCUUCAAAAACCAACCCAUCUUCUGUACAAAGGAACAUUGAGAGUUCUACUGGUCCUGCUUCACGACUUUCCAGAGUUUCUCUGUGAUUACUACUAUGCUUUCUGUGAUGUAGUACCACCAAAUUGCAUCCAGAUGAGGAACCUAAUCCUUAGUGCUUUUCCCAGGAAAAUGAGACUUCCUGAUCCUUUCACUGCUAACCUGAAGGUGGAUAGUCUACCAGAUAUUACAGUGGAGCCCAGAAUACUACCCAAUUACGUCCAAAUGAUUCAACCAGCCUCCUUUAAGAAGGAUUUGGACUCCUACCUUCAGACCAGAGCUCCCAUCACUUUCCUGUCUGAACUACGCAGCAGUUUACAACAGAACCCAGAACCAAACAGUCAUCUGCAUUACAAUAUACCAUUGAUCAAUGCUCUGGUUCUGUAUGUGGGAACUCAAGCUAUAUCAUCAAUCCAAGCUAAAGGUCAGGUUACCAGUAUGGGCACCAUAGCUCCAUCAUCUCAUGUAGACAUCUUCCAAUACCUAGCAGUAAACUUGGACACAGAGGGAAGGUACCUGGUACUCACUGCCAUAGCUAAUCAACUACGCUAUCCCAACAGCCACACCCACUACUUCAGCUGUUGCAUGCUCUACCUGUUCGCUCAAGCCAACAACGAACAGAUCCAAGAGCAGAUAACUCGAGUCUUACUGGAGAGAGUCAUUGUGAAUCGCCCACAUCCUUGGGGAUUACUCAUUACAUUCAUCGAGAUGAUCAAGAAUCCAACUUAUAAAUUCUGGAAUCAUGAGUUUGUCCAUUGUGCUCCAGAGGUUGAGAAAAUGAUGGAGGGAGUUGCUCAGUCCUGUCUACAUACAACACGUGAACCAGAAAACCAUUCUGAAGUUCAUUAAACAAAUCAUUGGACUCAACAAAUGAUUCAAGGAGGACUUGAUGGACAAACUUGAAUGCAAAGUGUCUCUAACAAUUAUGAAAAGUGCUUAAUUUAUAUUUGUCAUUGUUACCAAAACUUAAUUUCAUCUCAUUUGGAAUAAUUUUUCCUGAAAAAAAAUCACAAAAAUUGGUGCAUUUCUUAAUGAAAAUGAUGAGAUAUUGAAAAAAGAUUAACAAAGACAAAAUAUUUUCUUUUUAAAAACUACAGGAGACUUUGUGGAUAUAUAUUUUUGACUCGAAAGACUUCUUUUUGUGGUUUGUGUUGAAAUUUGAGACUAUAUUCUGGGCGUAGGGAGCAGAUUAAGACUUUUUUUGAAGGGGAAAUUCACCCCAAGUUAUAUUUUACUUUAUUAUAAUAAUCAAAUUGGAAUAUUUUUGUUGAGUUUGUGACCACUAAUUUUUUGUGUUUUUCAUCACCACCUAUUGAAUUGUGGACACAAUCUGGUGCCAUUUGUCUGAGCGAAUAUCAAAUUUGCAACAAAUUGUGAAAGAUUGAACUCCAAAGAUGUUUCAUUUUUUACUGAGAAGAUAUUUAUUUGGCUUCUUAAUUAGUUCGAUACAUUUUGCUAUCUGAUUUAAAUGCAGAGCUGGUUGUUUCAUUUUGUGCUUUUUCUGCAGACAUCCAUGAUCUGAUUAUAUACUUCUGUAAAAUCAUGUUCUGUUGAAUUUGGACUCAAAAGCAUUCAGCUUGUUAUGACAUAGAACACAAGAUGCAUAACAGUUUAAUCAGAUCAUGAAUGAGAAUUGAAGUCACUGCAGAUAUAACAUGAAACUUAACAUGCAGUUUUGCAUUUUAAUCCGAUUGACUUUGCUUGGACUCAAUGUAAUGGAAAAGAUGUACAGGUUUAGCAUGAAUACAUGAGAUUUUCAAUGGGGGAAUAUCAAAUGGUUCAUUCUAAAAUACAAUACCACUUGCUUUGAUAUAUCUUCUCAAUGUUUGAAAUGAUUCAUUUUAUAUGGAGCCAUUGGGUUAGUGAAUGAAUUCUAAUUUCCCUAUGCCCUGGUAAUUCUCUAUGUAUAUUGUUGGACUAUUAUUAAGCACUGCUUAAAUAUGUAAAUAUGAUUCGCCUAUAUAUUAUCCUUACGUAAAAAUAUAGUUUUUGUUAGUUGCUUA